GCGGCUCACACCGUGCAGUUCCGUGCGGCUCAGGAAGAGGCUCCGCGCCGCUAAAGCUAAAGGCUGCUCCGGCUGAGUGAAGGGCUCCGUCCAUGCGGAGGCUAGCGCUCAUUCUGCUGCCCUGUGCUGUCGCCGUCCUGGUGCACUUGUGGUUGGCACAACGACCCUCCUCCACCCCGCCGGACAACAACACUCACUCGGAUGAGGCUUUACCUUUCUAUGAAGUUUUGGUGGGAGUGCUGUCAGCGAGACACCAUUAUGAACUGCGACAAGCGAUAAGGGAGACCUGGCUGGGCUACCUCCGAGAUCACCCCCACUUCCAGCACAGAGUGGGGGUGAAGUUUAUCGUGGGCGAACAUGGGUGUCCCAUUCCAGAGGAGGACAGAGAGGAUCCGUACUCCUGCUCCCUCCUGAACUUCACCGAGCCAGUGGCAGGCCAGGAUGCGGAGAUAGAGAUCGUGACGGUGUCUGACCCCUCGGCGCUCGCCCCCUCCGACGUGUCGGCCAUCGCUCUGGAUUUCAAGGUCCUCCACCCGGUGGUGAUCACCAGGCUGGGGGUGUUUCCCAGCGGGACCCGGCCCGAGCUUCAGAGCAAUGUGACGGUGAAGCUUCUCCAGCUGGACCAGGAGGAGGCUGUGGUCACUGCUCGCUUCAGUGCCAUCAGCCCGGGGACCAUGGUGAACGGGGUGUGGUACAAACCAGUGGAGCAGUUCAUUUUGCCUAAGGGUUUUGAGGGGACGCUGGUUUGGGAGAAUUUGGACUCUGCUGGACUGAGUGUCAAUUCCUCCUCUGUGCAGCUCAGUGAUGGAGGAGGUGUCCUCAAGAUCUCCUCUAUUGCAGAGGGCAUAUUGCCUCAUAGAAGUGCGCUUGGAUUUCCUGGUCUGGCUGGAGGGUUCACAUUUACUAUCUACGAUGGAGAUGGCCUGUCGGGGCUCCUGCGGGACCGCCCGGCUAGGAUGGAGCACCAUGCCUCCAGGUUGAGGCAGGAGGACGCUGUCUUGCAGCAGGAGAGCCUCAGGCACGGCGACAUGGUGUUUGUAGACGUGGUAGACACCUACAGGAACGUGCCUUCCAAACUGCUUCAGUUCUAUAAAUGGUCUGUGGGAAACGCUGACUUUAAUCUGCUGCUGAAGACUGAUGAUGAUUGUUACAUCGACGUGGACUCAGUAUUAAUGAAGAUUGACCACAAGGGUCUCAAGCGCAGCAAUUUCUGGUGGGGGAAUUUCAGGCAGAGCUGGGCAGUGGAUCGCAUUGGGAAGUGGCAGGAACUGGAGUACGCUAGUCCAGCCUACCCGGCGUUCGCCUGCGGCUCAGGCUACGUGGUCUCUCGUGACCUGGUCCAGUGGCUUGCCAGCAAUGCAGAUAAACUGAAGGCCUACCAGGGAGAAGACGUCAGCAUGGGGAUAUGGAUGGCAGCUGUUGGACCACAGAAAUAUCAGGACCCCGGCUGGCUAUGUGAGAAAGACUGCUACCUGGACAUGCUGUCCUCUCCCCAGCACACAGCCGAGGAGCUGCACAUCCUCUGGGACAGGAGGCGGACCUGCGGAGACCCCUGCGGUUGUCCCUGGGGACACUAAAUGGCUCCCACUCACCAGGUGGCACUGUGGGUAGAAUGCACUCAACACAGGUUAUCGGUUCAGUUUUUGUGAUUUCCUUAAAACGGAGUCCUUUCAGACUUUUAUCAGUUAUUAUUAUAUGAUAAAAACACUUAGAUUUUUGAACUAUGUGACUUUCUGUUGGAAAAUAAUCUUAAAAACUUUGAGAUUUCAUUGCAGGUUCUUAAUAUUAACACAAAUACUGUGCCAACAUAAUAAACCAUUUGCAGCUUUAGAAUAUGUUCAAAACUCACAUUUAGCUGUAGCACACUGUCAGUAUUUGUAUCAUGAACUCAGUUAUUCAGUUUGAGAUUGAAAGUGUCUUCAGUGGGAAAAGACUGCGGAUUAAAGGAUGUUUCAGUAACGUGACAACUGACAGGGAUUGAUAAAACCAUGUGCAAUACCAGCAUGUGAUGAUCAUCGUGUACAGAAUCAUUGCUGUAAGACUUCAGUACUUUGUAAUACUAUAAUUAUUGGCACUCUGAUACUUGACGGACUUAAACCUUUUGGCUAAAAAGGGACAUUUGGUGGAAUUUUAAAGAUGAUUGCUUUGCGUUGCUAUAUUUUGUAAAUGAUUGUCUUAAGCUUUUCAUCCUCUUCACUAUUUGUAGAUUUAUGACAAGUUUUCUCACAAACACACACACACACACACACACACAGUUUGUACUGUGACUGUCAUUGUGCAAAUAGUGAUGUGGCCUUACCGUAUUUGUUAGGCGUCAUGCUGUACGUACGUUAACACUUGUGAUAUCGACACAGAUUUGAAUUAGUGUAUUUGCGACACACGUUUUUGGAGCUUGACCAAGCAGUCGGAGUGACUGGAAUAGACUCACUAGUUUAACACUGGUUUUAUGAAACCCUCCU
Molecule: messenger RNA, 2459 nt
Organism: Chelmon rostratus (copperband butterflyfish)
Lineage: Eukaryota; Metazoa; Chordata; Actinopteri; Chaetodontiformes; Chaetodontidae
Gene: b3galnt2
Product: beta-1,3-N-acetylgalactosaminyltransferase 2
Exons: 12
Coding region: 93-1577 (494 amino acids)
Cellular component (GO): membrane
Molecular function (GO): hexosyltransferase activity
Source: RefSeq, a predicted model, not a curated record